Molecule: messenger RNA, 786 nt
Organism: Cyphellophora europaea CBS 101466
Lineage: Eukaryota; Fungi; Ascomycota; Eurotiomycetes; Chaetothyriales; Cyphellophoraceae
Exons: 3
Coding region: 1-786 (261 amino acids)
Molecular function (GO): carbon-sulfur lyase activity
Source: RefSeq, a predicted model, not a curated record
AUGCCACAAACUUUCCCGGGUAGCUGCUAUUGCGGCGAAGUCCAGUACAAGCUCACCCUCGACAAUCCCGCCGAGGAUGCACGCACAAGUAUCUGUGUAAGUCUCUCCUUACCAGCCAGAACCAAGAAGAUAGCAGUGCCAAAUUCCCAAGACUGGACGCCACCAGUUCGCUCCGCCAUCGCGUUUACUCCUUCAAGGCGUCUCAUCCAAAUCCGCAUCUCGCCUUUCUUGCUUGGCGACAAACCCACGCCUCCAGCAUCUAUCCCCACUCCCUCGCCCAACUUCCUUCCUCCCACCCCUAUCCCCUCCUCCCUCUCCCCUCCCUCCCCUAAAACCCCAAACCCCCCCAAGGCGCCAAACUACUCUAACCCAACCCAACACCAGCACUGCACCAACUGCAAGAAAUUCACCGGCGGUCCCUACGGCAUCACGACCAAGCUCCCCCGCUCCACCUACACCGUCACCUCCUCUCCCCCCUCGUUACGCAAACACACAGCCGACAACGGCAGCGGCGUGCAGCUGACGCGCGAGUUCUGCGCCACCUGCGGCAGCGGCCUGUGCGAGUACGGCGCCAACGCCGGCGCCAACGUCUACGUGUUUUACGGCACUUUGGGCAAAGAAGGGAGGGAGGCGUUGAAGCCCAAGGGCGAGUUUUUCACCAAACUUAGGGAGGGGUGGUGUCCCGAGGUUCCUGUUUUGCUUGUCGCGUUGAUGGGUGCGGCAGGGGGCGGCGCGAUGGUGUCCUGGUUGGGAAAGGGAGGGGAAAAAAAAGGGGGGGAAAGCUGA